Molecule: messenger RNA, 366 nt
Organism: Gryllus bimaculatus (two-spotted cricket)
Lineage: Eukaryota; Metazoa; Arthropoda; Insecta; Orthoptera; Gryllidae
Source: the annotation of a GenBank genome assembly
AUGGAUUAUGAUGCAUUGCUGUUGCUAAAAAAAUUCUCCGACACAAUUUCCACCAUUGUACCUACUGAUAGGAAUGCAUUAAUGUUGAGGGCAGGUCUGGAAACAUUGGAAGAGGGAAUUAACAUAUCCAUCACUGAAACUGAAUAUUUCAUACCUGAAAUUUUAUCUUCUGAUCAAUUUGUGACUAAAAUUUCUUAUGCUGACGAGCAGAGUGAGUGUCAGGGUAUAAAUUCAGAAGGUCCUGAGAUUAAUCACAACAAGAAGAUUAGAGUAGAGAAAUUGAAAAGAGACUCGAAGAGAAAAAUAAUCCAGCAAAAAAAAAAAAAAUUUAUACAUGAAGUUUUGGAAAGAACUGCAAUAGGGUAG